Messenger RNA from Xyrauchen texanus (razorback sucker), 3385 nucleotides. Its product is annotated as BMP-binding endothelial regulator protein-like. Lineage: Eukaryota; Metazoa; Chordata; Actinopteri; Cypriniformes; Catostomidae. The transcript has 14 exons. Gene Ontology annotation, molecular function: protein binding. The record is from RefSeq and is a predicted model, not a curated record. The coding region runs from base 576 to 2582 and encodes 668 amino acids.
AUAAAGAGGGACAGAUCUGUGUGAACCACAGGACAGUACCACAUCGCGGUAAUGUUUAACUGCAGCUCGGGAGCUCGCGUGAGCAGCCGUGCAUCCCCGCGCCACCGAGAGACGCACCGGUGAUCAAACCACAUCAGUUUGACCGGACACGAGUCCUGUUGGACAUCUCUAACUCCAUCUUUAUCUACAUUGGGAUCAUUUUCCAUCAGCUAUGACCGUGUCAUCUCUCCACAGGCUUUUCUUCAGAAGAUCUCGCCAUGUUAUCUCAGAAUUGGGCUCUUCGGGUAGUUUAUGAUCCGCGAAUCUGGAUAUUCAAGAAGUUCUGUCAUCGUCUGAUUCGCUGUCGACGUUUUUUGGACUCUGCUGCUCUGGUUUUGUCAUUAUAAUGUUCGGCUAACUGUCAAUCGUUAAAUUUUGUGGCAUUAAAUCCCUUGUGACGCCCAUGUCUCCUUCCCUCAGGAUCAUAACGCAAACUAUUUCUACAGGCUGUGGAUAAUAUUAUUAUUUUAUUAUUAUCAUCAUCAUCACACCAUCAUUUUUCUUUUCUUUUUUUCUGCGUCUGGAGUGAAUUUAGGAUGCUGUGUCUGUCUCCUCCAGUAACCCACAACCUCUUAUUCUGGUUUUUAAUUUUACAAGCAACGCAAUUAACUGCACCUUUAAUCACAGGCACAGAGGCGAGCUGUGAGGACGAGGGAGAGGUGUUACACAUCCCCAACAUCACAGACAAUCCCUGCAUCUCCUGUGUCUGUCUGGACAAGAAAGCAGACUGUAAGCAGGAGAAGUGUGCGCUGGUGUCAGAGGAUUGUGCACUGGUUGUCAAACAGACAGGAGCCUGCUGUGAAAGAUGCAAAGGUUGUCAUCUGAAAGGGAAGUUGUACAACAGCUCCCAUCAGUGGAUCAGCCCUGUCAAACCUUGUGUCACAUACAGCUGUCAGGAAGGUGUCGUCACUGAAGCAGAAAUGAGGUGCGUCAUUCACUGUAAGAACCCCAAAAUCCACCCGAAGAAAUGCUGCCCAUCCUGCCCUGGAUGUGUUUUUGAGGGGCGUCUAUAUAAAGAACAGGAGGAGUUUCACCCUGAAGGGAAUCCUUGUAUCAAAUGCAUCUGCACUGGAGGUCACAGUAUGUGUCGUAAAGUGGUGUGUCCAGUUCUCUCCUGUCCAUCUCAUCUCACUCACACCCUCUCUGGUCAGUGCUGCCCGAGAUGUCAUGGCCAGAGGAAGGUGUUUGACCUGUCAUUUGGCAGCUGUCUGUUCCACAGUGAGGUGUAUGAGAAUGGCACAUCCUUCAGCUAUGACAACUGCACCAGCUGCAUGUGUGUGGACUCCACGGUGGUGUGCAGGAGUAGGUGUUCGCCACCCAGCAGCUGUCACGGCCUUGUGUGCUGUGAAGAGUGCCAGUCUGUUCUCAAGAUGGAGGAUGUGAAGUACUGCAGGGUAAAGAGCAAGAUCUACAGGGAUGGUGACAGAUGGUCAUCAGUUAACUGCACUCUGUGCACUUGUGUGAAGGGAAAUAUUGAAUGUCAGCCCAAGAAUUGUGUUCCCAUCACCAGUUGCCCCUCGAAUAAGAUCCUGAAUCGCACUGGCUGCUGUCCUGUGUGCACUGACAAGCCAGGAGUGUGUACGGUAUUUGGAGACCCUCACUAUAACACUUUUGACGGCCGCACAUUUAACUUCCAGGGCACGUGUAAAUAUGUGCUCACUAAGGACUGCUCGCCUGCCGCCAGCUUCACUGUACUGGUGAGGAACAACGCACGGCGCACACGCUCCUUCUCCUGGACCAAAUCAGUGGAACUGCACACAUCAGGCCUGAGCAUCAGUCUCCAUCAACACCUGACUGUCCGUCAGAACGGCACACGCAUCGCUCUGCCCUUCCACAGCACUGGAGUUCACAUCGACCUGGAUGGAUAUCUGCUUAAACUCACCACCAUCGCAGGGCUGGAGAUCACUUGGGACGGGGACAGUCUGGUGGAGGUGGUUGCAGCGCCACAUCUGAUGGAGCAUCUCUGUGGUCUGUGUGGAAACUAUAACGGUCACCGGCGAGAUGACACUCUAGGAGGAGAUGGACACUUCAAGUUUGACGUGGAUGAAUUUGCAGAGUCGUGGCGCGUGGAGGACAACGAAGUGUGUGAGGUGACAAACCGCAGGCCAAGACCAUUCCUGUGCGCAGGCACAGUGAAGGUGAAGCUCCGUGCACACCGAGCAUGCCAAAAACUCAAGUCCUGGGAGUUUCAGGAGUGCCAUUCUGCUGUAGACUUCACCUCUUUCUACAGGUCAUGUGUAACAGACAUGUGCGAGUGUCCAGUGCAUAAAAACUGUUACUGUGAGUCGUUCAUAGCGUACAGUCGCGCGUGUGAGAGGGAGGGUGUACAUCUGCACUGGAGACCAGAGCUCACCUGCAUGACUACACAGUGCAAACAUGGUGCAGUCUACGCCACGUGUGGUCCUGGCUGCACUAAAACCUGCAGUAACUGGAACGAGGUCGGCCCCUGCCACAGGCCUUGCGUCGCUGGAUGCCACUGUCAAGCCGGCCUGGUCAUGUUUCAGGGCCACUGCAUUAAACCCAGAUCCUGCCCCGGCCGAUGACCCAUGUGACAUCUGAAGAGGGCUGCGAGCGGUCCAGAAGAGAACCGGCUGUUCUGCUCAGGCACACGUGGAGGCAACAUUACUCUGAGAAAAAGAGCGCAGAGAGACACAAACUGUGCAUCUGCCCUGCGCACUCCUGAGCUGUCUUUAAUGGAUGUCUUGCCUCUAGGAUUUGUCAUGCGUGGUGAAAACUGAAUCCUUAGUGCCUUACCGACUUCUAGAAUUAACUCAGUUUGUUGCCACAAAUUCAAGCUAAACGGACCUGUGAGUUAAAUGUGGUAAAGGUGUAUUUAAACAUUUAAUAGUAUUAUCCAUUUAUUGGGUCAACCUGGUAUUUAAUACACAAUUUCCUGACUGAAAGGGAAAGUAUUUAAGUGUUUGUUGUUUAUUUUAAGUGGAGGGGAAGUGUACUGUAUUUGUCCAGCUCAGUGUAGUGAUGUGUGUUUGUGUUACAACUGUUUUACUUGACCUAAGAUAUUAUAUAUGAACAGUAUAAAGCUAAUAUCCUAUCAAAGAAAAAUGUAUUUCCUUAAAGUAUUUGUCUUCAGGGACUCCAUACCAGAGUCUGAAGUUUGUUCAGGAUCAGAAAUCUUGUGUGCUGACUGAUUCAGGACUGGGUUGGCAGUAUGAUUUUGCUCCUAUGGUGGCAAAGGAGCCCAGAAACAACUAAAGACUUUUUUGUUUUUUACUAACCUCAUAAUGUUUAUAAUAUGGCAAGAAUUGGCUGGUUGCAUGUUCAAUAACAGGGGGAUAAUGUAAUUAAGUGCCUGUAAAUUGAUUAAAAAAAUUUAAUAAAAAUUGCA